GAUGGAUCUCCCGCCGCUCUCCCACCAGGCGCUCUUCGCGGCCGUCCGAUCCGCGGACGCCGCCGCCGUGCGCCGCCUGCUGAGCGACGCCGGGGCGUCCGGCUCCACCGCGCCGCUCGUCGCCGCGCAGACGGAGGCCGGGGAGUCCGCGCUCUACGUCGCGGCCGAGGCCGGCGCGCUCGAGGUCGUCCGGCUCCUCCUCCCGCUCUACGACCUCGAGGCCGCCACGCUCCGCUCCCGCCUCGACCUCGACGCCUUCCACGUCGCCGCAAAGCAGGGCCACACCGAGGUUGUCAAGGAGUUUCUGGGGCGGUGGCCCGAGCUCUGCUCAGUGUGCGACUCGUCCAACACUAGCCCACUGUACUCUGCUGCCGUGAAAGACCACUUGGACGUGGUGAAUGCUAUAUUGGACACUGACGAUAACUGCCUAAGGAUUGUGCGGAAGAAUGGCAAGACGGCGCUGCAUACUACUGUGAGAAUCGGGUACCAUCGCAUCGUCAAGGCACUCAUAGAGAGGGAUCCUGGGAUUGUUCCAAUCAGAGAUAGGAAGGGCCAAACUGCCCUUCACAUGGCCGUCAAGGGUAAAAACACGGAUGUGGUCGAAGAAUUGCUCAUGGCUGAUGUUUCCAUCCUCAACGUGCGUGACAAGAAAGCAAACACGGCUUUGCAUAUAGCUACACGGAAAUGGAGGCCCCAGAUGGUUCAACUUCUGCUUAGCUAUGAGACACUCGAAGUUAAUGCUAUCAAUAAUCAUAACGAAACAGCUAUGGACUUGGCUGAGAAGGUUCCAUAUGGUGAGUCUAAAAUGGAAAUAAUAGAGUGGCUGUCAGAGGCUGGCGCAAAGAAUGCAGUAAAUGUAGGUAAGGUUGAUGAAGCAUCAGAGCUAAGGAGGACUGUGAGUGAUAUCAAGCACAAUGUGCAAGCACAGCUCAACGAGAACGCCAAGACCAACAAAAGAGUGACAGGGAUUGCCAAAGAACUGCGGAAACUACACAGAGAGGCAGUUCAGAACACCAUCAACUCAGUUACUCUGGUAGCGAUCCUGAUUGCCUCCAUCGCGUUUGUUUCGAUAUUCAACUUGCCAGGCCAAUACUACCAGGAUACUAAAGAUGGGGGCGAAAUCGGUGAAGCCUACAUAUCCAAGCUCACCGGUUUCCGCGUCUUCUGUCUUCUGAACGCCAUCGCCCUUUUCAUUUCGCUCGCGGUGGUCGUGGUGCAGAUCACCCUGGUUGCCUGGGAAACUGGUGCGCAGAAGCAGAUCAUCAAGAUCGUAAAUAAGCUAAUGUGGUCAGCGUGCCUUAGCACGUGUGCGGCAUUUGUGUCAUUGGCUUAUGUUGUAGUUGGCCCGCAGCAUGCCUGGAUGGCUUUCACCAUAUCAGCUGUUGGAGGGCCGAUCAUGAUUGGGACCCUCUUGUUCCUGGCCUAUCUGUUGCUGCGCCCGCGGUUCAAGUUUGGCGAAGACAGGCAGCGGCGCAUCAGGAGGGCGAGCGGCAGCAAGUCCUUCUCCUGGUCUAUGCGAGAAGGGUUGUCAGACCUGGAAGCCGUUGAAGACCAUGAGAAGAAAAUCUAUGCUUUGUAGUGAGUAAGAAAUCCUUGUGUAGACGAUGUAAGAUGUAACAUUAAGAACAGGUAGUUGGGAGAAAACAAUCGCCUUGUACAUAUUUUCUCGGCUGUUUUAGGUCUGUGGUGAGGUACAGUACGCAGACCUUUUAUCUCUGCACCA
This is a messenger RNA of Lolium rigidum, 1723 nucleotides long. Its product is annotated as ankyrin repeat-containing protein At2g01680. The record is from RefSeq and is a predicted model, not a curated record. The transcript has 3 exons. Gene Ontology annotation, cellular component: plasma membrane. The coding region runs from base 2 to 1579 and encodes 525 amino acids. NCBI's taxonomy places the organism in Eukaryota, Viridiplantae, Streptophyta, Magnoliopsida, Poales, Poaceae. Gene Ontology annotation, molecular function: protein phosphatase 1 binding; protein phosphatase regulator activity.